Molecule: messenger RNA, 9792 nt
Organism: Amphiprion ocellaris (clown anemonefish)
Lineage: Eukaryota; Metazoa; Chordata; Actinopteri; Pomacentridae
Product: bone morphogenetic protein receptor type-2-like
Exons: 19
Coding region: 1171-4743 (1190 amino acids)
Biological process (GO): BMP signaling pathway; cellular response to growth factor stimulus; vasculature development
Cellular component (GO): signaling receptor complex; plasma membrane
Molecular function (GO): transforming growth factor beta receptor activity; ATP binding
Source: RefSeq, a predicted model, not a curated record
GUGAUGAUAGUGAUUCUAAAUGGCAGAUGAAGGUGCAGUGGCGACAGAUGGCCACCAGGUGGUGCUGCAGGAUGAAGAUCAAGCUCCUGCUGAGGUUCAGACAGAUGUCCUGAGGAGGACCUUCAGGUCAGGUCCAGCAGUAAGUGUUGAUCUGCCUCCUGGUCAGCUGUGAGGAGCAGCUGAAGAUCCGUAACACUGGACUGUGACCAGUAAGCAGACAUUCCUCAGGUUUUAGAACCAGUAUUUAUGGCCAGUACAUAGAACCAUGAAGUAUUCACCCUGGAGAUGUUCUCCAUGCUCAGUUUAAUUCCCAAAAGACUCAUGUCAAAGUGACAGCAGAUUUAUCCAUAGUAAUGUCAGUUAAUAAAAAUGAUUAAACUUGAAAUAAGUGACAGCAGACGUAGUGUUCACCUUCUAGUGUUUCAUAGAUCCUAACCCUUGGUCCUGUUGGUCUGAACAUCUGGACCUCCUUCUUCAUAAACUGUUAAACUCUGUCAGGUUCCUCAGGGAUCCUGAUCAACAGAACCUUUCAGGUCCACACUCUAGUUCUCAGGUGGACUGACGUCUGGACUCGGAAUGAUUGGUGUCCUCCAUAUUGUCUCGUCUGAUGGACAUUUUGAUCUUAUCAGAUUGAAGAACCUUCUUCCAGUUGACCUCAGAGUCACUAAGUCAAAGGUUCCCUCAGAGCAUUAAGAGAUAUCAGACACAGCUGGUGCCUUUCCUCUGACCUUGUUUAUAUUUUUGUCUGAUUUUUUUCAGUGUGAUCAGAAGUUCACGUCUGUGGUGGUUUUAUUGUGAAAGUCCGUGUGGUCAGCGUCGCAUUCUGUAGUUUUAUUCUGAAGGUGCAGCCGGAAGCUCCGUGCGUGUGCGCGGCUUCACGGUCUGGAUGCGGCAGCAGACAAACGAAGCGCAGCUUCGUUUCUGCGGAUUUUCUGAUUCUACCGGAGAAUCCUGCGUCUAACCCGGACCCUUACCGGGCCGAACCGAACACAGCCGACCUGAUCCGAACAGAGCCGAACCGAGCUGGGCCCGAAUAAAGACGGAGACGGAGACAGACGGCUUCAUCUCCUCCUGCAGAGCCGAGCGGAGUCUUCCUCACCGAGAUGCUGAGAUCGUGGUUCCUGCAGGAGAACCUGAUCCAGGAUCAGUGAUCUGCUCGGCAGAUCCAUCAUGGCUUCAGCACUACCACUGUGUCUGCUUGUCCUGCUGCUGCCUGUUGCCACCGGGCUGCAGUUGGAGGACUCAGAUGGUCCACUUUGUGCCUUUGCUGACGGACUGCAGGGGGCGGAGCGUGCUCCAACCAAUGAGCUGCGAGGAGUGGUUCAGGAGAACGGCACGAUUCAUUGCAGCCGCGGCUCUCGCUGCUAUGGAUUGUGGGAAAGACGAGGCGAUGGGGAGAUGCAGCUGCUGAACCAAGGUUGUUGGACCCACGUUGGACACCACCAGGAGUGUCACGGUGACCGCUGUGUCCUCGUGUCCCGGCCUCUGUCUGCGGUACUGAAGUCCAACUACCGCUUCUGCUGCUGCAGCCGCCACCUCUGCAACGCCAACUUUACCGAGGCCCCGCCCACUGCCGACACACCCGCCCUGCGGAUGAUGAAGCCGGACGUCCACGACGACGGGCUGACAGAUCACCAGCUGACACCGGAGGAGACGGCGCUUGUCGCCCUGGUGACUGUCGCCAUAGCAGCCAUCCUCAUUGUGGUGCUGUUCCUGGGAUACCGCAUGAUGAAAAGGAAACGGAAACACAACCUGUCUGCUGAGGAUGUGACGGAGGCAGGAAGCAGCCAAUCAGCUGUCGACCUGGAAAACCUGAAACUAAUGGAGCUGAUUGGUCGAGGCCGUUACGGCGCCGUGUACCGUGGAACCCUGAAGGAACGCUGCAUCGCUGUCAAGCUGUUCAGCUCGGCCAACCGGCAGAACUACGCCAAUGAACGUUCCAUCUACGGCCUGCCGCUGCUGCAGCAGCACGACAACAUCGCUCGGUUCCUGACUGCCAACGAGAACACGACGGCUGACGGACGGCCCGAGUUCCUCAUCCUCAUGGAGUUCUACCCUCAUGGCUGUCUGUCCCGCUACUUGUCCGUCCACACGGUGGACUGGUCCACCUGCUGCAGGAUGACUCACGGAGUCACCAGAGGACUGGCCUUCCUGCACACCGAGCUCUACAGAGCAGACCAGUACAAACCGGCCGUGGCCCACAGAGACCUGACCAGCAGGAACGUCCUGGUCCGAGCAGACCUGUCCUGCGUCCUCGCUGACUUCGGUCUGUCCAUGAGGCUGACAGGCAGCCGGGCCUGUCGCCACGGAGAUGACGACACCAUGACCAUAUCUGAGGUGGGGACGGUGCGCUACAUGUCUCCGGAGGUUCUGGGCGGAGCUCUGAACCUCAGAGACUGUGAGUCGGCGCUGAAGCAGGUGGACGUUUACGCUCUGGGUCUGAUGUACUGGGAGAGCUUCAGGAGGUGCAGCGACCUGUUCCCAGGAGAGGCUGUGCCUGACUACCAGCUGGCGUUCCAGGCGGAGCUGGGGAACCAUCCCAGCUUUGAGGACAUGCAGGUUCUGGUGGUCCAAGAGAAACAGCGGCCCAGGUUCCCUGAAGCCUGGAAGGAGAACAGUGUGGCGUUGCGCUCCCUGAAGGAGACCAUGGAGGACUGCUGGGAUCAGGAUGCUGAAGCUCGACUCACUGCUCAGUGUGCAGAAGAAAGACUGGCUGAACUCACACUGCUGAGUACACACACCUCAGUACAAAACCACAGGAACCUGUCUCAUGGCCGCUGGCCUCCUCAGGUUGGCUCUGCCUCCCCCUACAUUGAGGACCUGCAGGUGGGCAUGGUCAAGAACCUCCAGGGAGACGGACAUCCGACGUCACUCAUCAAGAUGACCACGAGUGGAGCAGAAGUUACCGAGAAGAACAGGAACCACGAACGUCAGCAGACUCGACCGUCAGAUGUUUCCGUCAUCUGCAGCGCCGCCAAGUCCCAACACAACGGUGGCGCCGGUCCGAGUGUCCCCGUCUGCCUGCAGCUGACAGAAAAAGACCUGGAGGCCACCAAGCUGGACCCCAAAGAGGUGGUUAAGAACCUGCGGGAAACUUCGGAUGAGAACCUGAUGGAACAUUCCCAGAAGAACUUUGGUUGUGACCCAGUUCAGACCAGCAGCCUCCUCUACCAUCAGCUGCUGCACCGCUCUGAGGCUGAACCAGGAGUCUUCAUGGAUCCUCCUCCAGCCUCCAUCCACCACCUGCCCAAACAGCAGAACCUGCCCCAGAGGCCCACCAGCCUCCACCUGCUCCCCAAAGCCAAGGACAGCAGCUCCACCUCGUCUCGGCAGAAGCUGGGGAAGUUCAAGUCCAACCACCGACAGGUGGAAACAGGUGUUGCUAAGAUGAACACGGUGAUGGUCGCCGCGGCUGCAGAGCCUCACCUGGUAACCACGGUUACCAACAGCACGAGAGGAAGCGCUGCCACUGGUAAAGACGUCCACGCUGUCCCGGCGGUCGCCAGCGGCUACAGUGUAGGCGUCUCCGCCCUGGUGACCAACGGGAUGAUGGGCGGAGGUUGGACCAACCCGGCCGGACCGCAGGUGGAGGACGAGGACCAGAUGGAGGACACGGCCAGCAGAGGAGACAACCGCCUGAUCCUGCUCAACUUCAGUCCUGAUGAACACGAACCUCUGCUGAGCAGAGAGCAGCUGCCCGCCAAGAGCAAACCUCUUCAUCAUCAUCAUCAUCAUCACGGCCGAGCUGGAGGCAUCCUGUCUGGACGAGGAUCCAACUCCAACAACAACAACAACCGGUUAGCACCGCCCGUACAGGUCCAGGGUUCAGAGGUCCAGCCUGAAAGGACAAUGCCCUCUGAGGUCCGAGGAACCAGCAGUCCUGAUCCUGAACCACAACCAGACAGUGGACCUCCUACCACCGUAGGUAACCACGAAGGAUCAGAUCCUGGUCUCCAGAAUGAUUCAGCAUCAGUGUUGGCUUCUGGAUACACCCAAAGUCCAGAAGAUCAACAGGCCCCAUCUGGCUUCACUGCUGAGGUUCCUCACUGCAGAGACUCUGGUUCAACAAAAGCACCAGCAGACCAAACCUCAUUUUCAAAAGAUACGCUAACCCUCCCUCAGAAACCUGCGUCACCAGAAACUCCAGCCCGAGAAGCUACAGCCUCAGAAGCAGAAGCUAAAGCCUCAGAACCAGAAGCUAAAGCCUCAGAACCAGAAGUUUCCCUGGAGGUGUCAGAAACUCCAGCUUUAGAGUGUCAGGAUUUAGAAACCACUUCUGUUGGAGAAGCUUCAGUGCCAGAACCUGCAGCUCUACUAGGUCCAGCCUUAGAACCACUGACACCAGUUCUGUUGCAGUCUCACGUGGGACAGACCAAAGCCAGGAGACCAGAGCGUCCCUGUUCUCUGGACCUGUCCUCAUCCUGUAUCUCUUCAGAUGAUGUCUCCGUGGUGGACGUCGGCAGUCUGAGUGCCUCAGGAGAGAAGAUAAAACGCCGUGUCAAGACUCCAUACACUCUGAAGAAGUGGCGUCCGGCCUCCUGGGUCGUCUCCACGGAUACGUCCCUGGACCCGGACUUCAUCUCCAGUAGCAGCAGCAGUCAGAUCUCCAGUGGUCUUCACAGAGCAGGAAGCCUCGGCAUCCCCAGAAUCAACCAGUCCAAAUCCAGCAUGGCGGUGUUUCUGGUGGGGGGCGGAGCCACGGCCACCACGACCUCCGAGCCCGAUGGGAUGACCUGCUUCUAAAGAGCGGUCACAGCUUCCUUCUUUCCUUACAGAUUAGUUUCAUUGUCUUCCUUCUCUUCUGUUGUAAAGAAAUCGCAGUUAUCUGCACCAUUCGGCAUCCCCAGUCAAACCAAAGGCUCCAGUGAAGAUCGAAGCUUUCUGAUGGAGUCAAACCCACUUUAAGGUGUGUUCAUGGAGUUUGGAUUUUUUCUGAAGAACUCCUGCUGAUCGACUGUUUUACCAGGAUUCAGCCUGAAUGCCUGCGAUGUCCAGAAUAUUUAGAAGAAUCUCCUACAUCUAGAUGUUUGUUUCCAGUCCUAACUGUUUUUCUGACUGGUAGGCGGAAUCAGGUGUUUGUGGGUGGGGCCUAAAGGUCUUUAUGGGUCCACAUUCUGCUCCAUCUGAUCAGGUUUUACUGCUGCAGAUCCUGGUUUGUGUGUUGAUACCUGAAUGGAUCUGAGUGGAACAGCAGAGGGUCGGUUCAGGUGACGGUUCCUGGAUCAGCCUCUAAUUUUUCAGUUUCUACGUUAACUCAGAAUGACAACAACGAUAAACCAUACUGGCAACGGACACCAUGACAAAGAAUUCUGUAGCAGUCAAUGACCUCUAACCAGAGUUCUGGUUGGAGGUCAUUAACUGCUACAGAAGUCUUUGUCAUGGUGCCCAUUACUGCUAAACUCCCAUAGUGAAACCUCUGCUGUCAUCAUCCAGAUCUUGGUGCUGCGGAUUUAAUUGGUCAAACAGCUGAUGUUCUGUUUCCCUCUGCUCGUGUUUUAGAUGCAGACCAACAAACUCCAAAAUAAUAUUAGAACCUGAAUCCAGCAGCCUUCGGGCAGCUCUGCUUUCUGUCCUGAAACAGCAGCAGGUGGAAACAGCACCUUCAGACUUUGGAAUGAAUUUGUCUUUAAAGCAGAUGAUUAGCGUCGGGGUUUCUUUAACAGUGAAGGUUCUGGACCAGGCGAAGAACUUCAGGAUCUCAUGUUGUUGGUAGAAAGGUUCAGGAAAAAGAACAAACUCUCCAUCUCAAGUUAAAGAAAAAUCCUCUUUCAGUAGAAGUCCACAGCAGCAGAACGUUGUUUGUUCCUCAGACUGGUGUUUUAUUAGAUUAUUAUGUCCAGUAGUACAUAGCUUUAUUCAUAGUUUAUUAGUAUAUAAGAACACUUUAUUCAUGUUUCUGGACUAUUUAAAUUAAUAUAUUUUGCACAUUUUGAAAACAUUUUAGAGACACUUUAUUGACAUUUUGACACUUUAUUAAUGUUUUUAGUCUUUCAACAAACUUUUAAACAUUUUUAGACACUACUGAAUUUUAGUCACAUUUUAUUAAAACAUUUGGGCCAUUUUUUAAUAUUUGUGGAAUAUUAUUUUUCAUAUAUUUUGUCAAUACUUUGGGGGUAUUUCAUCUUCAGGAUUUUUUUCUUUAUAUUUUCAGUCAUUCUUACUGUUGGAGCUGCUUUCCUCUCCUCUACAUCCAGUUUAUAUUCAGCAGAGAAAUCUGAAGAAGAACAAACUAAGUUCUACUUUCGGUUCCUCUUCCAUCUGAAUUUCUGCUCACAUGUUGGAUUAUUGGAACAUUUAUUGAAAUGAAGCGAAAUCUGUUGAUUCAGAGAUGAGAAAUGAACCAACGGCUGCUUGGAAGAAGAAGAAGGUUUUAAACCUUUAAUGUGUUUCUGAGACAUCAGCUGGUAAAUGUAGAGGAAGGAGAAAUACUCAAAUACUGAAGUACAGUACUUGAGUAAAUGUGCUUUACUUUCUGCUGCUGUCGACUGAUCAGAGAUUUAUUGAAACUGUUUUUGAAGCACUUUAAUCAGAGUUGGGCAGUUUGGAGGUCUGAGGAGCAGUUAGUUUCUGUCUGAAGCAGUGAAUCCAGCGCUGAAGCAGCUUCUGAUGCCUCCUAAAGUCCAACAACUGGUCUAGAAUCAGUUUAUCAGAAUCUAAACUGGUCCAGAAUCAGUUUAUCAGAAUCUAAACUGAUCCAGAAUCAGAGUUUAAACUGGUCCAGAAUCAGUUUAUUAGAGUCUAAACUGAUCCAGAAUCAGUUUAUCAGAGUCUAAACUGGUCCAGAUGAGACUCCUGCUCAGUGUCCGACUCAGAAAUACGUUUCCGUGAACUUCGAGUGGUUUUCAGAGAUCUGAAACCAGUGAGUUCCUCCACAAACUGUGAAUCCCAACAACAGAACCCACAGAAAGUUAGAACACUGGGAUGAACUGCAGGCAGUGUUUCCUCAGAGAGACUGAGAGGAAAACCAAUCAAAUAAAUGCAGCACAAACUGAGAACAGAGGAGCGAGUAGCUGAAGAUCCAUCCAGCAUGGAGGAACAUCUACAGAUGAUGGUAAAACAUCUACAGAUGACGGUGGAACAUCUACAGAUGAUGGUGGAACAUCUGCAGGUGCUGGUCAAACAUCUACAGAUGACGGUGGAACAUCUACAGAUGAUGGUGGAACAUCUGCAGAUGAUGGUCAAACAUCUACUGAUGAUGGUGGAACAUCUACGGAUGAUGGUGGAACAUCUACAGAUGAUGGCCAAACAUCUACAGAUGAUGGUGGAACAUCUACAGAUGAAGGUGGAACAUCUACAGAUGAUGGUGGAACAUCUGCAGGUGCUGGUCAAACAUCUACAGAUGAUGGUGAAUUAUAUACAGAUGAUGGUGAAAUAUCUACAGAUGAUGGUGGAACAUCUACAGAUGAUGGUGGAACAUCUACAGAUGAUGGUGAAACAUCUUCUACAGGUCUGGAGAGGAACCGUGGAGAUGUUUGACUCCGUUAAUGAGUGUUUUCUAACUUCCUGUUGGUUUGGAUCUUCAACAGAUGUUUGGGGUUCCUUCAUCCUGUAGCACAUCUGGACUCAGACUGUUUCUAACCUGUUGAGUGAAUGUUUUGUUUUUUUAUGAGUCGGUGUGUCUGAAGCUGUUGGAUCAGCUGUUUGUCCAACAUUUGAACAUCAGGACCAUGAAUCUGGAUCUCCAGAGCUUCUACCCGUUUAGAUGUUGUUCUUCUCACACUUCUGUUAAAUGCCACAUUUUCUGAAUGGAGUUUGGUUUGACAUUUUCAGGAGUAAAUGGACCAGAGCUGAUUCUAUGUUUUUAUAAGACUUUUCUCUGGAGGUUGGACCUGAGGAUGGAUCGGCUGCUUUUAUAAACCCCAGUUGUGAUCCUUCAGAUGUGUCUUUGUGUGUUCCAGCUCCUUUAAUGUGCAGUUUGUAGUGAAAGCCUUACACCCUCCUGAUGAGAUCCUACUGUUCCUCUACUGCCUUCUACUGCAUAGCUCUGUGUGUUUUCUACACUUUGUACUGUUUUUACUGCAGAUCUGCUGUGAGAGGAUGAACCUACAUCAUCCCAGGAAGGACCUGAACACGGUUAGAUCUGCUGAGAGUCCAUCAUUUACUGGCUAUUAAUUAACUCUGAUUGAAGCAAAUCUGAAAAGUAGGAAUCACGUGGAACCAGAAAAGGAGAUUUGAUGCAUUAAUGGAACAUUUAAAAUUCAAACUGUGUUGACUGAUUCUUUACAGCUCCUAGUUUCUGCAGUUAUUGUUCAGAGUCAGAAAAACAAACGUCGACUCACUGGAGACCAAAUAACUGCUGCUGACUGAACACAACAACCCACGUUUAAAAGGACUUCCUGUGCUUUUUUCUGCCAUUUAUAUAACGCUGGAGGUUCAGAUAAUGUUCUAAAAAUUUUCAAAAGUCUUAAAACAUUUCAGCAAAAACUUUUCAGGCGGGAAGUUGUGGUCCAUCUUUAGCAACGGUUCAGCAAAUCAGCAACCAGCUCACAUCAGGAACUAGUGGUGAACUUCUGGCCAACUGUGAGGAAAAGUUAUCAAAUCCAGUUUGUUUCUACAGGAUGCUUUAAAGGAGCUGCAUACAUCAUAAAACUGUUCAAAUCUGUUUGUAAAAUAAAUACAAAUAAAAUGCUAAAAAAAAAUAGAAGAGAAACUGGUAAGAUCAGAUUCUAAAAUAAAACAGGUAUGAAAGAGUAAAAUCUGAAAGAUCAUUUGUUCUUCUAAAGCAGAAUCACAGUGAGGAGCAGUCAGACCAUUCUACAGAGUUACAGAACAAUAAUGAGGUGUAAUCAGACUAUUCUAUAGAGUUACAGAAUGUUAAUGAGGUGUAGUCAGACCAUUCUACAGUUGCAGAAUGAUAAUGAGGUGUAAUCAGACCAUUCUACAGAAUUACAGAAUUAGGAUGUGUAAUCAGACCAUUCUACAGAGUUACAGAAUGAUAAUGAGGUGCAAUCAGACCAUUCUACAGAGCUACAGAAUGAUAAUGAGGUGUAAUCAGACCAUUCUACAGUUACAGAAUUAGGAGGUGUAGUCAGACCAUUCUACAGAGUUACAGAAUGAUAAUGAGGUGCAGUCAGACCAUUCUACAGAGUUACAGAAUGAUAAUGAGGUGUAAUCAGACCAUUCUACAGAGUUACAGAAUGCUCUGUCACUGUGUGAGAUGAAGAUUUUUGUGGGUAAAAUAGUGAAAUAAUAUUGAGCAUUAUAGGUUCCCUUUAAUACUGAAACAGUUUAUUAAGCUAAUUAAAACAAGAAAACAAUGUUUAUGUCUCAUUUUAUCAGAAUUAUUUUUUUAAAACUACUAAAAAUAAGGAGCAGGCUAACAGAAUAACUUACUUAGUAGCUCGUUUUUUGUUUUUUUUUUGUUUUUUUUUUUUAAAAAAAAGCUGAAAUAUCACUGCUGUAAGUUUUAUUUUCCAUCGUGUGAAUGUGGACUGACUUUAAACUGACCAGUAGGAGCUGUUGUUUUUGUUGAGUGGUGAGCUGAUGAUGUCAUUUCCUGUAGCUGAGAAGGCGUCCCGUGACGUUGAACCUCCUGCAUGAAGCUUCACUCACAUGUUGAGCAGCUCAGACAGCUGUGGAGCGUGUAGAUAGAAACCUGAUAUUUACCUGGUUCUGUGGUAUUCACGUGUAUUUCUGUACUAUAGUCUGAGUAGUGUAAAUACUCUGUACUGCACAUUGUGUACUUUCAUAUAGUGUGGUAUUCUGCACACAGCUGCAUGAACAUUACCCAUCAGCCUCAUGUUGUAUCUCCAUGUAGAGUUCAUCAUUAAAAAAUAAAGUGCAGAACCUCCA